Molecule: messenger RNA, 9589 nt
Organism: Culicoides brevitarsis
Lineage: Eukaryota; Metazoa; Arthropoda; Insecta; Diptera; Ceratopogonidae
Gene: zfh2
Product: zinc finger protein 2
Exons: 15
Coding region: 445-9501 (3018 amino acids)
Biological process (GO): regulation of transcription by RNA polymerase II
Cellular component (GO): nucleus
Molecular function (GO): RNA polymerase II cis-regulatory region sequence-specific DNA binding; DNA-binding transcription factor activity, RNA polymerase II-specific; zinc ion binding
Source: RefSeq, a predicted model, not a curated record
ACAAAUUUUGGUUAAAAAAAAAUUGUUAAAAAAGAGUGCUUACACAAACACAUUUUUGGUGCCCAUUCAAGCCUUUUCUAAUUAAAAAAAAGGUUUAAACAACAACAAAAAACGGAAUUCUACAUUUUGUGGAUUAUUUAAGAAUGCAACAGUGACAAAAUAGCCGCCACGGAGUCGAUUCAUUUCGACAGCCGAGCAGUUUCGCUCGGCUCAGCUGUCGUUCAAGCAUCCCCAACGACACACACAUCGCCAUCGCCGUCGCCGGGUCAAGCUGCGCCGCCCACAGCCUCCUCGCCGAACGAUAGCAAAGUCGUAACGACGACAACAACUACCGAAACAACCACAAAUUUAUUGUCUGACUGCGCGGCACAAUUAAGUCCCACAAUUCCGCCAUUAGCGCCGACGACAACGCAGGGGGCAUCCUCAACGACAGUUGCCACGGGUAUGGCCCCAAUACCGCCUGAUUCGCCGCAGCAGGAAUUGGCACCGCGCAAACGUCGACGGAAACGAGACGAUCCGCAAAGUUGCACGGCAAACACAAAUUCAGAGGAAUACGAUUCAGAUGAUGCCUCACCAGCAUCGUGUUCCGAUGUCGAAACAUUUCAGGGAAAAAUUGUAUACAAUCCAGACGGUAGUGCAUACAUAAUUGACUCGGAAAAUGAGUCUCACGCCUCCGAAUCGAAUCUAAUAGGUGUACCACAAUCAAACAAUCCAAAAAUUCAUUCAUUUCGUGUUGUGUCAGCGCGCGAAGCAGCCGUUAACGACGUCGAUUUGCUGACAAAUAAUUCGAGUUCAACGGGUAAUAAUAUAAGUGUGUCGCCGGAAAAGAGCGCCGUAACGGCAAAAACGACAAGCAGUAAGAUUCACAAGCCAAUUUUGAUGUGUUUCAUCUGCAAGUUGAGUUUCGGCAACACAAAGUCCUUUACUCUGCACGCCAACACCGAGCAUCAAGUCAACUUGCAGGAAUCGGAAAAGCAGCUGCUAAGUCGCGAAUAUUCGAGUGCCAUUUUGCAGCGAAAUAACGACGAAAAGCCUCAAUUGUCGUUCCUCGAGCCGUUGGAUCAGCAACAAGCGGCAAAAUCGACGCCGGAAUCCCCAUCGCUCGCAUCCAUGAAGCAACAGCAAGAGCUGCAACAGAAGCUGAUCAACGACUUUGUGCAGCAAAUCCAGAAACAAGCCAUUGCGGCAAACAACGAUCAACAGGAUCCCAACGCAAUGUUAUUAAAUAAUAGUUCCUCCUCACUGAAAUCGCCGAAUCACGUAAACUCGUCGUCAUCGUCGUCGUCAAUGUCCCCGUCGAAGCAAACCAACAACAACAACAACAGCGGAACUGAUAAUUCUAGUAGUGCUAAUAAUAACAAUAAUAGUAGUAGUAGUGUAAUGAACAGCCAACAACAAUCAUCAAAUUCACCGUCGUCAUCAACAUCGUCGUCUACCGCCAUCGUAGCCAACAACAACAACUCCUCUGCCGCUACGCAACAACUUCUUGCCAGUACAAAUGCCGCCGCAGCUGCCAAACUGCUCAGCGAAUUUUUGCAUCAGCAACAACAGCAAUUCCAACGAUCUCUCCAGUGUCCCGAACAUCAAGGGCAGCAAGGUGUCGACUGCAAAAACUGCGAAAUGCUAAACAUCACAGGUCUGCGAUCGCCUCUGACGCCAUCAAAGUCCCCGAAUAGCAGCGUUUGCGGCGAUUCCAUCACUUCUCCAACGACUUCCACGCCUUUGCCAGCGGGAACGCAUUUAAACCUUUCGCCAGGUGCUCCGAGUUUCACAAUUGGCGCCUGUCCCGAACAUAUCAAUGGCAGGCCCAUUGGUGUCGAAUGUGCAAGAUGCGAAAUGAUUUUGAAUUCGGCCCGAUUAAAUAGCGGCGUUCAAAUGUCAACAAGAAAUUCAUGCAAAACUCUCAAAUGCCCGCAAUGCAAUUGGCAUUACAAAUAUCAGGAGACACUCGAGAUUCACAUGCGAGAAAAGCAUCCCGAUGGAGAAAGUGCUUGUGCCUACUGCAUAUCAGGACAACAACAUCCCCGAUUAGCACGCGGCGAAUCCUACACAUGCGGUUACAAGCCAUACCGUUGCGAAAUCUGCAAUUACUCGACCACGACAAAGGGCAACUUGUCGAUUCAUAUGCAAAGUGAUAAGCAUUUAAACAACAUGCAAGAGCUGAACAACCAGCAAAACAUGAACAAUAGUCAAGAGUUACGUGACUCGCCGAAAAUCAUGCUACCAAAUAUGCAAGCGAACGCAGCACAACAAGCCGUCGCCGCAGCCCAAGCGCAGCAGCAAAGUGUCGUCGCGCAACAAGCAGCAGCUUCUGCUGCAAUCGCCGCCGCGGCAUCCUCGAAACCAAAGCCCAGUUUCCGCUGUGAUGUGUGUUCGUACGAGACGAGUGUCGCCCGGAACUUGCGAAUUCACAUGACAAGCGAAAAACACACGCACAAUAUGGCCGUGCUGCAAAAUAACAUCAAACACUUGCAAGCACUGAGUUUUCUUCAGAGUCAAAAUAUGGGCCAGAUGCCAAAUCUACCAAAUUUACCGCAAAAUAUACCACCAAAUCUGCAAAAUUUCAUGCCCGAAGCUGCCCUUGCUGAUCUCGCGUACAAUCAAGCCCUCAUGAUUCAAUUACUGCAUCAAAAUGCCGCCGGCGCAGGCGGGGGAAAUCCUCAAGCUGCGAUUGCUGCUUUAGCGGCGCAACAACAACAAGCUGCCCAGCAAGCGGAACAAUCGUCUCGAGGACAAACAACGCCAAUUCCGCCAACUUCGACCCCUAUUCCGCCUUCGGGAAGUGCAAUGUCAAACGAAACUCCCGAUCACGGACUCAAUCCUGAUACCCUUGAACCGCCAAUUGAGACAGAUACGCGCCCCACGCAUCUCUAUAGUUGUCUCGUGUGCUCAAAUUUCAACACAAACAACAUGGAUGAACUCAAUAAUCACAUCAUGUACGAUCGUUCUCGCAAUAACUGCGCAAGUGACAUCAUGAUGAUCAUCAAUAACAACUACAUUUGUCGUCUGUGCAACUACAAAACGAAUCUCAAGGCAAAUUUCCAACUUCACUCGAAGACUGACAAACACAUCCAGAAGCUCAACUACAUCAACCACAUCAAGGAAGGCGGCAUGAAGAACGAAUAUAAACUCAAGUACAUCAAUAACAACAACAACAAUAACAUCGUUCAACUGAAAUGCAACUGCUGCGAUUAUUACACAAACUCCAUCCAAAAGCUAAACAUUCACAUUCAGAACAUCCGGCACGAAAACAUGAAGAUCAUCUUCAACCAUUUGAUCGCUGUGACGAGUAUCGGUUGUGAUUUGGAUGGCAAAGCGACGCCCACGGAGAUGAUGGAGACCGAUGAGAAAAAUGCGGGUAUGGCAGCGAAUCGCGCACUUUUGUGUCAGCUGUGCAACUACAAGGCUCCGCACAUUCUCGGCAUGAUACAGCACAUCAAGAGUUUGCGUCACAUCCAAAUUGAACAAUUCUAUUGUCUGCAGAAGCGAAGCGACAAUUUAGAUUCUCUCGAAUUAACAGACGUAUUUAAGGCUGUGGAGUGCGAUAUCAAGAGUGAAAAAGGAAGUCCUUUAAGUUCACCCAUCGGAAAAUCGAGUCUCGCUGCUAUGUUGGAUCCAACUCGUGUGGGAGGUUUGCCGCCAAAUCCGCUGCAGAUGAUCCUGAAAUGCAACCAAUGCGAUUAUUUCGCGGAAAAUAAGCUGCAAAUGGAUGAUCAUUUCGCGAAUUUGCAUCCGAAUGAGGAAAAUGACUUCAUUAUGUUGCCAAAUCCGAUGGCAAUGGCAAAUGCGAUGGCAUUGAAUAUGAAUAAAAUGUCCGGAAUGAACGAUGUUGACAUGAAAAGUGCGGUAAAAAUUGAGGAAGACUCCGAUAACGAAGCUGAUGUCAUGACAUGUGAGCCGGAUUUGGAGACUGUAGCUGCAAAUGCCGACGAUACGAAUGAUUGUGAAGAUUUGCCGUCAGUUAUGUGUCCUUUAUGUCAAGAUAACUUCACGGCUCGCGAUGUAUUGGAAGGACAUUUAAUGGCGAUUCAUAACGUGAACAAAGAUGGUUUGAGUCGCUUAUUGUUACUCGUCGAUACGAGCGUUUGGGACCAAAAAAAGGAAACUCCCGUGAAACAAAGUAUCAGCGAAGGUAUUGGCAAGCUCGAUCUCGAGAUGGAAUGUUUGGUUUGCGGAAGUUCGUUCAAAACGAUGCCCGAUCUUUUCAGUCAUACCAACGAUUCGCAACAUUUUAAUCAAUUAAAUGCCGAACAAUUCACUUGUUUGUUGAAAAAUUGCUCCCAACUCUUCCGUGAUGGUCAACAAGUCUUGUCCCAUUUCAAAGAUACGCACUUGAACAUUGUCAUUUCCGAACGUCACGUCUACAAAUAUCGCUGUAAACUCUGUUCGCUGGCUUUUAAGACGCAAGAGAAGCUGAACGCCCAUUCGUUGUAUCACACAAUGCGCGAUGCCACAAAAUGUAACAUCUGCAAUAGGAGUUUCCGCAGUACUCAGUCACUGCAAAAGCAUAUGGAACAGGCCCAUGCUAACAAUUCGUCUCCUGUGACAUCUCCCGGAUUGGAAAAAAUGACCGAAGAUGAGGAUCGCCCAACGAGCGCUUUGUCAAACGAUGAAGAAACAAUGAAUGACGAACCCCAUCCGGAGCAUAGUGAGUUGGAUGAGUAUUUAAAUUCGCAACCCUUGGCUGAGGAGCACUUUAAUGACCUCAAUCGCAAGUACAAAUGUCAAAAAUGCAAAGUUGCGUAUACCUUGCCAUACUUUUUGCAACAACAUUUCAAGUCCAAUAUGCAUCGCCGCAAUGAAAAGUUGAAUAAUUACCCGAUGGAGAAGUAUUUGGACCCAAAUAGGCCCUUUAAAUGCGAGGUAUGUCGCGAAAGUUUCACCCAGAAGAACAUUUUGCUCGUGCAUUACAACAGCGUUUCGCAUUUGCACAAGAUGAAGAAGCAAAAUGAGAAUAACAAUACGCCAAGUACGAGUCCGAGUAACGAACUUGACCGUAAAAGUGUCGAUUUCGAUCGUAAAAGUAUCGAUUAUGACGUUGAAACGUUGGAAGCGGGUCAAAAAAGGAAAUUGUCUCCCGAAAAUGACUAUGAUAGUCCGAAAAAACGCUUCAAAUGUGACAUUUGCAAGGUUGCAUAUGCCCAAGGAAGUACUUUGGACAUCCAUAUGCGAAGUGUGUUGCAUCAAACACGCGCCUGUCGCUUGCAGGAGGAACAACAACGUGCCCAACGUCAAGGAUUGUCGCCAAAUCUCGCGCGGAUCCAUGAAUUGAGUCAAAAUGCCGCUGCAAUUUCGCCGACCCCAUCGAAUUUGAGCAAUCCCGAACAACUCGCGGAAGGCUCGAAAAACAAUCAGAUGUUCAAGACGCUGCUGGAAACGUACGGAUUCGACAUUGUCAAGCAGUUCAAUGAGUUUGGCAAGAAUCCCGCUGCUGCUGCCGAUAAACAACUCACCGAUACCGAUGAAAAUGUCAAACAUCACUUUAUGGAUGUAGCUGCCGCUGCUCAACAGUCGAACAAUGAGACCAAUGACACUGAAGCUCUCGAUUUUUCCGCCAAAACGACGAAAGAAGACCCCAAGGAAAAGCCCCAAAUUCAAAUUCCCGAAAUUGCGAAGCAGUUGAAUAUUGAUCCUGCGGUUUUUGCGCAAAAGAUGAUGGAACAACAGUUGGCUGCGAAUUUCCCGAAUCUCCCGCAGGGUCUGCAAAACUUGCAGAAUCUUCAAAAUUUGCCGGGAAUGGGAAAUAUGCCGCAACUCAAUACGUUAGAGAUGUUGAAUUUGAUGCAAUUUCAUCAUUUGAUGUCGAUGAAUUUUAUGAAUUUGGCGCCGCCAUUGAUUUUCGGGCAAGGGCAAGGUAAUGCUGCGAAUCCAGCGCCAUCGACGACGCCUGAACAACCAUCUGUGACGCCUGUUCCGAAUAUUUUGCAGCAACAGGCGCAACAAGCUGCCGCUGCAGCUCAGGCAACUUCGAAUAAUCAAAAGAGAGCAAGAACUCGCAUUACGGAUGAGCAAUUGAAAAUUUUGCGAUCACAUUUUGACAUUAACAACUCUCCGAGUGAAGAAGCUAUUAUGGAGAUGUCGAAAAAGGCGAAUUUGCCACAAAAGGUCGUUAAACAUUGGUUCCGCAACACACUUUUCAAGGAACGUCAACGCAACAAAGACUCGCCGUACAAUUUCAACAACCCGCCAAGCACAACGCUCAACCUCGAAGAAUACGAGCGUACGGGAAACGCCAAAGUGAUCCCUUUAGCCGAAAAUACCAGUGGUUCUGAUAAUCAGGACACAAUGUCUCGCCAUCAAUCUGACACGCGUCCCGUGUCACAAGCCAGCAGCAUUGCGUCUCUCGAUCGCCACGACAAUUUAAACAUCAAAUCAGAACCGAUGGAUUUUAGUAGCAGCGAUCACGAAACUUCCAAAUCGCAUCAGCAGCAACAGCAACAAGAACAGGAUUUGCACAAUUUGUAUCAGCAGCAAAUCGCAGCGCAUGCCGCCCGAGAACGCGAAGCGCAAAACAUGUUCUACAACAGUUACGAGACAAAAAGCGAAAGCGGAAGUUCGGAUCACAUGUCGCGCCCCCAAUCGCCCUCGCCGGGCCAUUAUGGGAGCAUCAACGACUUGUUGAGUCAACAGAUGGAAUCGAAACUCAGUAACAUGGGUCCUCCGUCGAAAUUUCAACUCAGCAAGAUGUUCGACAAGAGCUACGAGACACCCGGGCAAUUGGGAUCACAGCAUUCGCCUUCGGGCACAAACACAUCGUCAAGUGGCAAACGAGCGAAUCGCACGAGAUUCACCGAUUACCAGAUCAAGGUUUUGCAAGAAUUCUUCGAAAAUAAUUCGUAUCCGAAAGACAGCGACUUGGAGUACUUGAGCAAACUUUUGUUGCUUUCGCCGCGCGUCAUUGUCGUUUGGUUUCAGAACGCCCGCCAAAAGCAACGUAAAAUUUACGAGAACCAACCGAAUAAUUCCUACUACGAAACCGAGGAGAAAAAGGCGGCGGCGACACCCAAUAUAAAUUACACGUGCAAGAAAUGCAAUUUGGUGUUCCAGCGAUACUACGAACUGAUUCGCCAUCAAAAGAAUCAUUGUUUCAAAGAAGAGAACAAUAAAAAGUCGGCAAAGGCACAAAUCGCUGCCGCACAAAUUGCACAAAGCUUGAGCAGUGAAGACUCAAACUCAAGUCUUGACAUUAAUCAUGCCAAUAACAUUCUAGGCACAUCAGGCUCUAACUCGAACUUGCUUGGCUUGGUUUCGCCCGGAUCGCAUCACAGCGCCCAAUCUGCCGCUGCCUCGAUCAUGAAUAGUAGUAAUAAUAAUAACACUGUGACACCCGUUGGUGGCCCGACUGUUGACACCUUUCAAUCUUUACAACAGCAACAACAGCAAAAGGCCCAAAGUCCCGCCGAAAACGCGCCGAAAUUCGAUUGUGACAAGUGCAAUUUGAGUUUUCCGCGCGUCGAAUUGCUCAAGGAACAUCAGUUGAUUCACAUUUUGAACCCGCAAAUGUUCGAAGGAGGCAAUCCUUUUGCUCUUUUGCAGAAUUUGCAGCAACAAGAAGAGCCAGCAGCGAUUUUGGCGCGGAAAUUUUCAACAGAAUCCGAAUCGCAAACGCCUCAAAAUGCCCCGAAUGAGGGCACAGGCAUCGAAAUGGUCGCAAAAAAGCUCCAAAAGGACCAACAUGAUUUUUUAUUAAAUUACUUCAUGCAAAACGAAACGAAUGAAGAGCUGAAGAAACAUAGCGGCAACAUGACAAUCGAAUUUCUGUUCGGAUAUUACCAAACGAACGAGAUCAAAAAGAACAAUAUGAUGAAAAAUUACGACUUUUUGCACAAUUAUUACCUGCAAAAUCGCGAAAACGACGACGAAGAAGACCCGGAAGAGUCGCAAGAGAAAUUAACUCUUGAUUUUUUGUUGAAUUUUUAUCAACUAAACGAAUCCAAAAAACUUUUGGCUGAACAAGGACAGAAUUUCAGCUCGGCUCUUUCGACGACAUCGUCAAACAGUCACACAGAUGCCACGCCAACGACAAAUAUUAUUGCGACGGCAGCGGAAAAGCAAGCCAACAAGCGUUUGAGAACGACAAUCUUGCCGGAACAACUGAACUUUUUGUAUGAAUGUUAUCAAACCGAGUCGAAUCCAAGCCGGAAAAUGUUGGAAGAGAUUUCCAAGAAAGUCAACUUGAAGAAACGCGUCGUACAGGUUUGGUAUCAAAACUCUCGAGCCCGUGAACGUAAAGGUCAAUUCCGUCAAAAUAUGCAAAUAAUCAACAAAAAGUGUCCCUACUGCAGCGCCAUCUUCAAAGUCAAAUCCGCUCUCGAGUCGCACAUGCAAGCGAAGCAUCCGGAAAAACCCCCAAUUAACAUCGAACUGAUUCCCGACGUCAAAUUUUGUGUCUCAGAUCCGCAUGCGGAUCUCAAAUUAUCGCAACUCGAUGGAACAUUCGGUCUCGAUUUGUCGCAGCAACUCAUGCAAAUGGCAAAUAACGAGGAUUUUUGCGAAAGUAUCAUCAGUUUUAGUGAUUCAAACUUUGAACACGAUGACGAAGAUGAUGAUGAUAUGCGUUCCGAUGAGUGUUCGAACAAUCCGCAUCCAGCAGAUAACGAUCAAUUUUACAUUUCAAGCCCGUCAUCGACCCAAAGUCAACCCAUGACGCCAAUUCAGAGCAAUUUACCCGCCGUUGGAGACGUAAAGAAGCGAAAUCGGACAAGCGUGUCGCGAUUACAAGUCAAUAUCCUGCGACAAGUGUUCCGGGACGUGAAAAAUCCAACGAUGAAAAAUUGCUUUAGCAUUGGGAAGGAGAUCGGUCUCACGAAACGAGUUAUUCAGGUUUGGUUCCAAAAUGCACGAGCUAAGGAAAAGAAGAGUCGUAACAAUCGUUUCGCCGAGGAGAGUGUCAGUCAGUCCGAAAAUGAAUUUAACACCUCAAACCCUCCCGUCGCGGAUGAAUGUAAAAUCUGUAACGUUGUCUAUUCAGAGCAAAAUCCCAUGCAAGAACACGUUUUUUCCGCCCAACAUAUCAACCGAAUCCGUUCCAUCUUGGAAAAUGGCGAACAAAAUGACACAAAUCUCCCCGAAAAUGACAACAAUGAUGACGAUCACGACAUUUCCAGCGAAAAAUCAGACCAACUUCAGCAAUUAAAGAAUUUUAAGACAAAAAUCGAUCCAAACAACGACAAACUCGGCUUUUACAACCAAUUUUUGAUGCAAAAUAACAUGUUGGGAACUCCCGAUGCGACUAAAGAACAGCAAAAUAAUGGACCGGAGAACUUUUUAAACAUUUUACGCAUGCAACAAAUGCAGCAACAACAACAAGCGACGAACAAAGACGGGUCAGGACAAUCCAACGAGGAGAAUAAUGGCUCGUCGACAAAUGGCUUGGAAAAUAAUCUCUUGCUGCAGAUAAAUACGACGGAUAAAGCGAGUAAUGCAGCGAACACAAAUAACAAUGAAAUCCUGCAACAACUGUAUAAUUAUAGCCAAAUGAGUGUUAUCGGAGGAAAGUAAAUAAAAACAACAUUUAUGGACAUCACAACAAAUAUUUGCAUAUUAACCAUUAAAAUAAUCAAAAGAGACAUCAGUAGGAAAGCUUCGU